Messenger RNA from Staurois parvus, 4807 nucleotides. The record is from the annotation of a GenBank genome assembly. NCBI's taxonomy places the organism in Eukaryota, Metazoa, Chordata, Amphibia, Anura, Ranidae.
GUAUCUCACCGGUGUUGUGUGUAGUGUGGAAGACCAUGGCUAUCUCAUUGAUUUGGGAAUUGGUGGGACUAAAGCUUUCCUACCUCGACAGAAGGCUGAAGUGUAUAUAAACCAGACCAGCAAAGGAAUUGGGUUGAGAGUGGGGCAAUAUCUGGACUGUGUGAUUGAAGAGGUGAAAAAUGAUGGAAGAAUCUUGCGUCUGUCAGUCAGCCGGUCUGAUGUGGCUGCAGCCAUUGCCACAGAUGAACAGAAGUGGACUAUGAAUAACCUGGUGCCAGGCUUAGUGGUAAAAGCUCAUAUUCAAAAGAUCUGUUAUGACCACAUCACUAUAUCCUUCUUGUCUUCCUACACUGGAAUAGUGGAUUUCUUGCAUCUAGAAUCUAAAAAAGCAAACUUGUACCAAAUAGAUCAGUUGGUUAAAGCUUGCAUCCUGUGGAUUGAUAAAUCUUCCAAGACCAUACGACUGACAUUACGCAAGACCUUCCUGCAACCUGGGAAGCUGAUGAAACAACUGUCCAGUAACUGGAUUGGCACAAUUCAUGAGAAGUGUACGGUGAAGGCACUGUAUAAAAAUGCUGGAGCAAUAUUUGAGCUGGAUGGGGAAACAACAGCUUUUGCACUUAAAUACCAUCUACUUUCCAACAAGUCAAGUGAUCUGAAUAGCUUUAAAGAAGAGACUGUCCACACUGGACGAGUGGUGGGGUUUAGCCCCAUGGAUGAAACAAUUCUACUUUCUUUCAAGGAGACAGUCAUUGAAGAACCUUUUUGGAAGCAUGAGGAUAUACAUGCUGGACUACUUCUAGAGGGAACUGUUAACAAGAUUGAAACUGAAGGAAUAACCGUGAAUAUCACCAAACGCAUCAGUGGUCUCAUACCAAAUCUCCACAUGGCAGAUGUCACCUUGAACCAUCCUGAGAAGAGAUACACUCCUGGGAAAAAAAUUAAAUGCAGAGUUCUAAAUGUGAAUCCAUCAGCCAAAAAGCUGAUUCUUACCCGAAAGAAAACCAUGAUCAAUUCAAAAUUGCCAAUAAUUGCCAGUUUCCAUGAUGCAAAACCCGGCAUGAUCACUCAUGGCUUUAUCUGGGCGGUGAAAGAUUUUGGAUGCAUUGUUAAAUUCUAUAAUGAAGUCCAUGGACUUGCACCAGCUCGAGAGUUAAGCUCGCAUUAUAUCCCAAUAAUUCAAGAGGCCUUUUAUAAGGGACAGGUGAUCAAGGUAAGGGUGCUGGAGUGUAACCCUGAAAAUAAGACAUUGCUGCUGUCCUUCAAGAUUAUUGAAGAAACCGGCAAUGGAGAACAGGAACAGAAUAGUGGAAGGAGAACACAUUCACACUUGCAGGAACCUGGAAAGAUAGUGGAUGUAAGAAUUGCAAGCAAGACUGAUACAGAGCUAAAUGUAUUCAUUCUUCCUGAGGAGAGCCCUGCAGUACUUCCCAAAGUUCAUUUGUCUGAUCAUGUGACAAACUGUGAGCUCCUCUUCCACUGUUUAAAAGAGGGUGAUGAGCUGUCUCAAGUGAUGUGUCUGAACACCACCAAAGGGCAAACUAUAUUGACCAGAAAAAAAUGCAUUAAUUUCAUUUGUGGAGAGAGGGUCUUGUGUAAAAGAUUUCUCUGAAGUUCAAGUUGGAAUGUUUCUCACUGGAUUUGUUAGAAAUGUUAUGUCAUAUGGAGUGUUUGUGGAAUUCUUGCAUGGGCUGAUUGGACUGGUCCCCAUCUCAGACGUCAGUGACAAAUUUGUGACUGAAAUCAGUGAUCAUUUUGUGCAAGGGCAGACGGUUGUUGCGAAGGUAACAAACAUUGAUGAGCAAAAAAAACGCUUCCUGUUGACACUAAAGAUGUCAGAGUGUGCCCCUGAUGACUGUUCAGCUGACAGCUUCUCCAAGAUCAACCAGUGUUUCAAUGAGCUGCGGUUCUGUAAGAACCUAAUGAAAAGAAAUGAACUGGAUGAAGGAGAGACGAUCUAUUCUCUAGUGCCAGGAAAAAACCUAAUCCUUGUUGUUGAAAAAUUGGAAGAUAAUGGUUCAGUUCUGUUAAGCACUAGCCAAGUCCCUGGAGCUCAAAAAAUAUCAACUGUGCAACGAAAGGGAAUAGAAAAACCUUUAGCACUGGGACAGAAAGUAAAGGCUGUGGUUCUUCAUGUUGAUAUAUUGAAAGCUCACGUCCAUGUCUCCAUAGAAGAAGCUUUGCUAAAGAAGUGUAAAGAGAAUUUUCCAGAAAAAUCGGUGCACUCUGCAGUCAUACAGCAUUUGUCAGAAGAAUUUGCUGUGGCGUCUUUAAAAGGUACUUCAAAGCUCGUGGCUAUCCCACUCAAACGACACUUUAAUGACUCUUUUCGGCUUGAAUCUGAAAGGCUAAGUCUAGGACAGAAGAUCUCAGUGACGUUAUUGUCUGUGGAUGUUGAUGAACAUGGAAUUCUAUUGGCAGUGCAAAAUACCAGCUCAGGAAGGGAAAAAAGGCAAGAUGCCACUGAACUUUAAAAAAAGAAAGCCACUUCUUGGAGAAAUUAUCACUGGGACUGUGAAAAGUGUCAAGCCCACCAGUGUGUUGGUGUCUAUUACGGAUAAACUAAUGGGUUCCAUCCAUGCCUCUCAGAUCAUGGAGAAUGUUCUUACAGGUGCCCUGCCUACAUCCAAGCUUAGGCCUAAGCAGAGCGUGACUUGUCGUGUAAUAGGAGGACGAGAUAUCAAGACACGCAAGUUCCUUCCCAUUAGUCACCCUCAUCUGAUGCACUCAGUUCUUGAACUCAGUGUUCUUCCCAGUCUUUUGAAUACUGAGGUAAAUGUUGAAAGAGAAAAACCCCUGAAUACAUACUCAUCUGGUGAUGUGGUGACCUGCUAUGUAGGCAAGUAUAACAGAAUGAAGCAAUGUCUGGAGGUAGAAAUCUCUCAUGGGGUUCGUGGCAAAGUAGAACAGCUGCUUAUAUCAUCUUCUGCUAAGGUCUUCAAGCGUCCAGAGAAACAUUUCAAACACGGAGAGGCGCUAUCUGCUACUGUGGUUGAGGUGGAUAAAACACGUAAAAAGCUCUUUUUGUCUUUAAUAGACCUUGACGCUCUGACAGAGGGUUGUAUCACUUAUGGCUGCGUAAAGAGUGUAAUUCCAAGUACAGGCCUACAGAUAACCUUACCAUUUGGAAAGACCGGAAGAGCUAGCCUCUUCCAGUUAAAUGACUGCUAUGAUGAAAUCUCCCUGGAGAAGUUUGCCGCUGGAAUGUUUGUAAGGUGUUGCAUACUCUCUGUUGGAACUAAAAUAGAUGUGUCCCUAAGAGAAUCCCGAAUAAAUCCUGGAAAAGUCAGCAAACCGAUAGAUGAAGACAUCUCUUCUAUCGACUUCCUGAAGGAAGGGCAGCUCAUUAAAGGUUUUGUUAGUGCAGUUACAGAGAAAGGUGUGUUUUUCAGGAUAUCCAGUUCGCUUGAUGGUCAUAUCCUAUUCAAGAAUGUCACCUGUUGUUAUGUUGAAAAGAUAGAGAUGUACAAGGAACACAUUCCUGUAGGAAAGUUGCUUACUGCCAAAAUUAUUUCUAUAAAUAAAGAGAAGAAUCACAUAGAGCUGUCACUUCUUUCUGAUGAUACUGGAAAUCCUGAUGUUAUCCCGGAGUCUGCUGGCUUCAAAUUGAGGAUAAAGAAAGGAGAUAAAAGAAAGAGAAGACGAACAAAAUCUGAAAGUGAAGUCAAGAGCUCUAAAAAGAAGAAAUCCCAGGAGUCCCAGGAUGAUGAAGACAGUGGAGUUGAGGUUCAUUGUCGAGAAAAGCAGGAAAAGAAAAAAGCUGGCAAGAAGUCUCCAGCACCCCGGCUGCAGGUUUCCUCUGGAUUUUCUUGGGACGUCAGUCUGAAUACUCUCAAAACUUCUUUAACUGAUGGAAAGGAGAGUAGUUCAGACAGUGAGGAGGAUGAAGAGGAGGAGUGCCCCAAGAUCCAGAAAACGAAGAGCAAGCAGAAAGAACAGGAAGCAGAAAAGAGACAAACUGGAAAAGAGGUCACGGAUCCAAGUCAGCAACCACAGUCAAUUAAUGAAUAUGAGCGCCUCGUCCUCAGUUCCCCUAACAUCUCUACAAACUGGAUUCAGUACAUGGAUUUCCACCUCCAGGCCACUGAGCUGGAGCAAGCAAGGGCUGUUGCAGAAAGAGCCCUGCAGACUAUUUACUUCAGGGAGGAGCAAGAGAAGCUGAACGUAUGGGUGGCCAUGCUCAAUAUGGAGAAUACAUAUGGCACAGAAGAGACUCUGCUGAAGGUGUUCGAACGAGCUGUUCAAUACAACGAUCCAUUGAAAGCAUUCCAGCACUUGGUGGAAAUUUACAUUAAGUCAGAAAAGUUUAAGGAGGCUGAUGAAUUGUUCAACACGAUGGUAAAGCGUUUCAAACAGGAAAAGUCCGUAUAUUGGAAAUAUGCCACGUUUCUUCUUAAGCAAGGCCAGUCAGAGGCUGCUCAUCGCUUACUGCAGCGGGCACUGAAAUGUCUUCCUGAAAAAGAGCAUGUUGAUGUAAUUUCAAAGUUUGCCCAGCUAGAGUUUCCAUCUGGGUGAUCCUGUACGAGCCAAGGCUUUGUUUGAAAGCACACUGAGCAGCUAUCCCAAACGAACAGACAUCUGGUCCGUAUAUAUCGACAUGAUGGUAAAGCAUGGCACUCAAAAGGAAAUCAGAGAUAUAUUUGAGCGAGUUAUCCACCUUAGUUUAGCAGCAAAAAGGAUCAAAUUUUUCUUCAAGCGUUAUCUGGAAUAUGAGAAGAAACAACAUGGCAGUGAGAAGACUGUUCAGGCUGUGAAGGAGAAGGCUCUGCAAUAUGUUGAAUCCAAGAGUUCUGUGGGCACAAGCUAG